This is a messenger RNA of Diaporthe batatas, 564 nucleotides long. RefSeq lists its product as uncharacterized. The record is from RefSeq and is a predicted model, not a curated record. The coding region runs from base 1 to 564 and encodes 187 amino acids. The transcript is spliced from 2 exons. Lineage: Eukaryota; Fungi; Ascomycota; Sordariomycetes; Diaporthales; Diaporthaceae.
AUGCGGCGGCCGCGCUGUCGGGCAUCUCCCGGCGACUACACGCGAAGCUUCCACGAGGAUGAGUUCGACUUCGAGCGCACCAUGAAUGCCGUGCAGGGCCUGGAGAACACGCUCAACCCGCUGCUGCACUCGGUCGGCCUGUUGGAGAGGGAGGUCAAGAAAGAGGAGGAUGCGCUGGCCCGGGACUACGACAAUCUUCACAAGCUGGAGACUAACGCGAGGUCUGAGGUAAAGGGCUGGCGCGAGAAGGCGAAGCGGGAUCACGUCCUCGCCCCCGGCAGCAGGAGUAAGGGUGACGAUGGCGGUUACGAGGAUGAGGGAGACCGUCUGGAGCUGGUCACAAGACCCGAGGGUGCUGCCCUGGGCGGACUUUUCAAGGACCUAGGCGAUGAGGAGCUGGUCGCCCUCUCGCAGCAGAUUGGGAGUCAUAUGGAGAGCAUGCAGGGCAACCUGCAACAGAUUGGUGGUGUUGUUCCGGCGAUCACCAGGAGCAAGGCCGCGUUACAGCAGGUGAUGCUAAAGCACCUGGACGAGGAGCAGUAUGACAAGGUGUUGCUUGGAUAG